Messenger RNA from Pseudovirgaria hyperparasitica, 2278 nucleotides. RefSeq names its product glucose-inhibited division protein A subfamily. Lineage: Eukaryota; Fungi; Ascomycota; Dothideomycetes; Acrospermales; Acrospermaceae. Gene Ontology annotation, biological process: tRNA methylation; tRNA wobble uridine modification. Gene Ontology annotation, molecular function: flavin adenine dinucleotide binding. Gene Ontology annotation, cellular component: cytosol. The transcript is spliced from 2 exons. The record is from RefSeq and is a predicted model, not a curated record. The coding region runs from base 30 to 2093 and encodes 687 amino acids.
CUCAACUCUACACACAAACCACCACAAGCAUGACCACGCUCUUUCGACCGAGGGCCUAUCUACUCUGGAAGCAUGGUCUUCACAUACGGUCAUCCCAAUUUCAACGUUGCUUCGCCACCACCUCCGAUUCAAGACCAUAUGACGUCGUCGUAAUUGGUGGAGGGCACGCAGGCUGUGAAGCCAGCGCUGCCGCAGCACGCUCUGGCGCCCGUACCGCUCUCAUCACACCGAAAUUGGACAACCUGGGGACGUGUUCUUGCAAUCCGUCGUUUGGCGGCAUCGGAAAGGGCACACUGCUCCGCGAAGUCGAUGCGCUGGAUGGUCUAGUAGGAAAAGUAGUGGAUAAGGCAGGCGUACACUUCCGAGUGCUGAACAGGGCCAAGGGUCCGGCGGUGUGGGGACCAAGAGCGCAGAUAGAUCGAGCGCUUUACAAGAAGCAUAUGCGAGAAGAAGUUACAAAUUACAGGAACCUGAGUGUUGUCGAGGCGAGCGUCGCUGAUAUUGUGAUUGAGAAAGACGGCGCAAUAGGGUCCGGGAGACAUGGGAAGAUUACGGGCGUGAGGCUAGAGAGUGGUGAUGUGAUACCAACGAAGAGCGUUGUGAUCACGACGGGGACCUUUUUAAGUGGUGAAAUACAUCUCGGGCUCCAGGUGUGGCCAGCAGGGAGGAUAGGCGAGGAUGCCACAUACAGUUUGGCAACGUCGCUGAAAGAGGCUGGGUUCCAGACUGGACGCUUGAAGACAGGCACACCGCCGAGAUUGGAUCGCAAGACAAUUGAGUUCUCUGGCUUGGUGGUACAACCUGGAGACGAGUCACCAGCACCUUUCAGUUAUCUGAAUAACAGAGUUGCGGUUGACAAGCAGCUUCAUUGCUACGAGACGCAUACGAACCAUGAAACGCACAAUAUUGUUCGCGCAAACCUUGACAAGACGAUUCACAUACGGGAAACAGUCAACGGGCCACGAUAUUGUCCGUCUAUAGAAUCUAAGGUCACGAGAUUUGCGGACAAGCAGCAACACAUCGUAUGGCUAGAGCCAGAGGGCUUCGACAGUGAGCUUAUCUAUCCCAACGGUAUAUCGAUGACAUUACCUCCUGAAAUCCAGGAACAAGUGAUAAAGUCUAUCAAAGGACUCGAGAAUGCCGUACUCGUGCAGGAUGGCUAUGGCGUGGAGUACGACUAUGUUGACCCAAGGAGUCUCCUGUCGACGCUCGAGACCAAGGCAAUCCAGGGCCUGUUCCUUGCGGGUCAGAUCAAUGGUACUACUGGAUAUGAGGAGGCUGCAGCUCAGGGUGUGGUCGCUGGUACUAAUGCAGGACUGACGGCACAGAGCAAGCAGCCGCUCAAUUUGACCCGAGCUGAUGGGUACAUUGGAAUCUUGAUUGACGAUCUUAUAACAAAGGGCGUAUCCGAGCCAUAUCGGAUGUUCACAUCUCGGAGCGAAUACAGGAUGAGUGCCCGAGCAGAUAACGCGGACACACGUCUGACCCCGUUGGGUCGCACAGCCGGUGUCGUCGGCGACGAACGGUGGGCCAGCUACAGCAAUGAACAGGAACAAAUCAAGCGCUUAAGCAAGAUCUUGUCUGACAAGAAGCUGUCGUCGGCACGAUGGCAGGAGGCUGGGAUACACGUGCGCAUGAACGGCGAGUCACGGAGCGCUUACGAAGUCAUGCGUGUCCGGCACAGCGUGAAUGACACCGUCAACAUCAGCAGACUGGAAGACAUAGUUCCUGAAAUCAAAGAUUACAGCCAGAGGAUACAGACCAGAGUUGAGAUUGAAGCCACAUAUGCGCCAUAUAUAAAGCAGCAGCAGGCUAUAAGGGCCGCGUUCCUUCGGAACGAAAGUCUCAAAUUACCGCUUGACACCGAUUACUCGGCUAUACUGGGUCUGAGUAACGAAGAGAAGCGAGUGUUGAAUCAGUUCAAGCCAGAAAGCAUCGGACAGGCGAAUCGGAUUGAGGGUGUCACACCAAGCGGUAUGCUGACGCUGUUGGGCUACGUCAAAGGGUACAGAAGAGUUCGAAGAAGUCAGGAACUAGAACAGCGAGGUCCAGACGCCGAAGCGAAGGCAGCUAUUUUUGCCAAUGCUGAAUAGUGUCCCAGGACACAUAUGUACAUGUAUGAAAUGCAUCCAUUGGUGUUGCCGGGUUGAGCAUUUCCGGCGUUCACGUUGUACAAUGGAGUAUACUCCGAAGCCUGUCUGACAAGGCACAGCACCACUUGGCUGCGCUCAUUUAUUGUAUAUAAUGUAUAUAGUGUAUACAACAGACGAAUCUAAAC